Molecule: messenger RNA, 1212 nt
Organism: Megalobrama amblycephala (Wuchang bream)
Lineage: Eukaryota; Metazoa; Chordata; Actinopteri; Cypriniformes; Xenocyprididae
Gene: lg8h1orf74
Product: linkage group 8 C1orf74 homolog
Exons: 2
Coding region: 120-995 (291 amino acids)
Source: RefSeq, a predicted model, not a curated record
UGAACUUUUAACAGGAUGUUAAAGGAAGGGAUUUUGAUUCACCCCAGUGACUCGAAUCUUUUGAAUCAUAUUCAACAAAAAGAUUCUUUCAAUGCUCAUUUUGUGUUGAGAACAAUUCAAUGAAUCAUUUGCUCGAUUCGUUAAAACACCGAGUAGAUAAAAUGUCUUUCAACAACACCACUGUGGACCUGACCAAUGCUAAAAUGGGCGCCAUGGUUGCCUCAGAAAUGCUCGUUUCGGCAGCACAGAAGUUAUUGUGUCCUCGAAAGAAACGUUUAUCUCCGUCUACAUGUCUUGAUGUGACUGUUCAAAUAAUAGCUGUGGAUCUGGGCGUCAAACCAGCGCUGUUGUACGACAGCAAUGCAGCAUCUCCAGAACAGCUUCACCUGUACCUCAGUUCGCUACAGGAGUCUGGAGUUGUAACCAGUCCACUACGGAUACUGUCCAUUGAUGACAACACAUUCAUUUUUAACCCUGCCACUGUUCGGUCCCACCUGGAUGAACUGCUCCAAAGCAAAAGUCUCCUUCUGAUUGAUGUAUGUCCCUCAAGAAAACAACCUGUCUUGGUUGGCUUGGAAAAGAGAACUGAGGAUAUGAUCAGAAGUCUUUCAGGAUUCAUGAAUGAGCUGGAUGAAGGCUCCUCAGUGAUUGUGUUGGGAGAGGAGUUGUAUAAUGACUGGAACUUGUGUACUCUCUUUGGAAUCUUGUUAGGUUAUCCAGCCUCCUACUGGUUUGACCAAACAAAGGGAUUUGGGAACUGUCUGUGUAUGACACCACUGGUGGUGUGCACUAUUUGGGUCACGUGGCAAAUACAUGACAUAAAUCAUCGCUGUUGUCUUUAUUCAUUUAGUGUUCCUGAGGAGCUGUGGUCAGAAGUACAAAGUCAUAUGCAACAGUGGACGGAGCAUUUGAGAAAGAGAUCUAACAAACAGACAGUUCUGACUGAUCUCUGCUUUUCUAGGGAUGUGGUCACAUUGCCCUCUGUGGCCCUUUGAAUAAACUUGAUUUAUGUUUCUUUUUAAUGUUAUUUUGUCAGUGUUACAGUGUAUUUUCUCAGAAACACAUUACAUUAAUGGUUUGUUCAUUUAAUUUCUUUUUCCAGGCACCACAUAUUUUCAGUAUCAUUUAUUUGUUCCAUAGAUUACAUACCAAACAACAUAUAAUAAUGUGUGCAUAGUGUUGAAAACAAUAAAACAAGGCAGUGGAUCUCAA